This is a messenger RNA of Anguilla anguilla (European eel), 959 nucleotides long. RefSeq lists its product as uncharacterized. Gene Ontology annotation, cellular component: telomerase holoenzyme complex; shelterin complex; chromosome, telomeric region. Lineage: Eukaryota; Metazoa; Chordata; Actinopteri; Anguilliformes; Anguillidae. Gene Ontology annotation, molecular function: telomeric repeat DNA binding. The coding region runs from base 113 to 745 and encodes 210 amino acids. The record is from RefSeq and is a predicted model, not a curated record. The transcript has 9 exons. Gene Ontology annotation, biological process: telomere maintenance via telomerase; telomere capping.
GUUAUUCUGCUAAUAGGAACAGACGUAGCAGGAACCAGUUUCCAACGGUAGGAAAAGACGUAACCAAUAGAAACCAAAUUAAGGAAGUGCGAAAAUAUUUGCGAUACCUGCGAUGGACGACAUAUUCGACGACCCGGAGACGAUGUUCCCGAAGAGGAAGCGCUUCUACCAAGACCCAUGGAUCGAGGCGUCGGUCCUGAACUACGGUCAGCAGGGAAAGGCAAAAUGUCUGAUAGGCCUUGUUUUAAAGGUUGCAGAGCUGCAGGUUGCAGAGCUGCCAGAGUCACACCCGCUGAUGGAGAAUGGGGAGGCAUGGCUUGUUAUCUCAGACAGAAAAGUCUCCAUACCGGCGGUUCUGACCAAGCGAGCAUGGGAGGUGAUGCAAGACAAGGAGGAGCGGGAUGUUGUCUCCGGUCUGGAUGGGUGCACCGUGUGCCUGCAGGUCCACAACCUUGAGUUCCUGUGCGAGGCUGAGUUGGAUAAAAGCAGGUUCAUCUUCACUGUCGAAAAAAUGGCCACUGUGGCUUUUGGGGAAAAGAUUGACGAUUCGGUCCCAUGCUGCACAAGUCUGCCCUCAGUCCAAGAGAAGGUCUACGAAACCUGGCGGUCUGGGACCCUGUAUUGGUCCCCACAGGGAGAGAAUUCCUCCGCCACCACAGACACACAGCCAGUGACUGAUUCAGAACCUGAUUCAGAAGAGAGGGCAGCCGGAGAGCUUGGCGGAGCAUGUGCCAAACUGAACUGACUGCACUCCCACGCGUAAGAGAAGGGGAUAUGCACAUCCGAUGCACAUCCAUGCCUUCAGCUGGGAGCAGGACCAGUAAAAAUACCGGACGCCCACUACUCCACUCCUGAGGAAGGCCCCUGCAGACUGAAGUGUUCUCUCGUCUGCAUGAGCUUAAGUUCUGUGCUUUAUUUCAAAUCCUUGUUUUCUGUUGGUUUAACACUCCUCAGGGGCU